Ilex paraguariensis (yerba mate) is the source of this 771-nucleotide messenger RNA. The record is from the annotation of a GenBank genome assembly. NCBI's taxonomy places the organism in Eukaryota, Viridiplantae, Streptophyta, Magnoliopsida, Aquifoliales, Aquifoliaceae.
AUGAGAAGAAUAUUUAGCAGGGGAGACGUUUGGGUCCGAAUUUCAAAGCGGUUCAGGCGAGUCCCAAACAGACCCUUUUCUACCACCAACAGCAAGAAACCCAGCACGACCCACAAAAACAAUGGUAGUGACAAGGUUGAUGAUGGGUCGUCUUCUUCUUCUUUGAGCAAGUACGAAGCAUAUAAAGACCUGGACAACCUUAAUUUCAUGACUGCUGCUAAGAUCCUAUUCUCAGAACCUGCUAAGAAGAAAAAGUUCGGGAUUGAUUUCCAUCUGGUACAACUCUUCUUUGCCUGCUUGCCUUCAUUGGCUGUAUAUUUGGUGGCUCAAUAUGCUCGCUACGAAAUGAGAAGAAUGGAGGCGGAAUUGGAGCUGAAAAAGAAAGCUGAAGAAGAGGCAAAGGCAAAAGAGAUGGAAUUAAAAGAUGUUGAAGAAAAAGAAGCAGCAGGAUCUGAUCCAGAGCUUUUGGAAGUAAAAGAAAGGCUAGGUAAAUUGGAGGAAGCUGUAAAGGAAAUUGUGAUUGAAUCAAAGGCGCAAUUGGGGAGGACCAGAAGCAAAUAUCAGGAUGAUGGUGGUGUGAAAAAGCAACCAGCGACAACUGCACAGGGAGACACUAAAAGUAGAUCAGACGCAAGCAGUUCAGCAGAUGAAGGCCACCUUAGUGAACAAACAUCUGCAGGAAGAACAACGGUCAAAGUUCAACGGGAACCAAGUGGAUUAGCACCAGUUACUGAUUCUUCCCUGCGGGAUGAGAAGAGGGACCCAAAAUGA